Sarcophilus harrisii (Tasmanian devil) is the source of this 4484-nucleotide messenger RNA. RefSeq names its product prefoldin subunit 3. The coding region runs from base 2915 to 3511 and encodes 198 amino acids. Gene Ontology annotation, biological process: microtubule-based process; protein folding; tubulin complex assembly. Lineage: Eukaryota; Metazoa; Chordata; Mammalia; Dasyuromorphia; Dasyuridae. Gene Ontology annotation, cellular component: cytoplasm; prefoldin complex. Gene Ontology annotation, molecular function: tubulin binding. The transcript is spliced from 2 exons. The record is from RefSeq and is a predicted model, not a curated record.
GCUACUGGUCUCAGCCACUUUGAAGGGUUAUUGUGAGGGUCAGAAGAGGAAGCGUGUGUGUGUGUCAGGGAUAUGCAGCGCGCUGUGUGUGAUGUGUCACGUUGUGGGUGUGUGUGCAUGUUUGUGAAUAUGUAUAAGGCGCUUUAUAUAGACACAUUCAGCGCUGAUGAAUUCAGGGACCACUUAUUAGGCGCUGUGCUAAGUGUCGGAAACACUAGAAAAAGAGGGUGCCUCCUCCCAGGGAGCUCACAGUCCAGAGCCCGCAAAGGGACGCGCACACCCCUGUAACGUUAUGCAAGCUAGACACAGCACUGGGAACGCCGGUCAUCUUGAUUUAAGCAGGAAGGGACCUCAGAGCUCAUCAGAUCUAGCCCCCUCGGUCAUCCAGGAGUGUGAAGGUCAGGUCCUCUCGCCUCAAAUCUAGCAGGGAGAGGCGAGUUCGGGCUGCUUAGUCCGAUUUGUCAUUUUAGAGGUGGAACUACCGAGACCCAGAGAAAUUAAAGGCUUUUACAAGAGCCCCAUAGCCUUCUGGGGGGCUCCUGAGUUUUACCCAGUGCUGGGAUGGCUCCCCUGGGGAAAAUGGUUGGUUGGUCCCUGUUGUGGACUCUUGGCUCCAUCAUCCCGGGCAGACGUCAGUUCUGCUCCUCUGAGUCCGGGCUUGGGCCAUGAGUUGGAAAGGACUCUGCAGGCCGGGAACUGGGGCCCAGGGGUCAACCUGCCGCAGCCACACCCCCAGGGGGAGCGGGGGAGGGGGAAGGGAGACAGUAAGCAUUGAUACUGUGUGCCGGACACUGUCCUGAGUCGUCCUGACAACAACUGUCGUUCACUCUGUAAGGAAAGACCCAGUGGCAUUAGAAUUGUGGUCCAGAGUGACAGGGCCAAAGGAAUAGCGGUCAGUUGUUAGAGACCCCCCUGUCCAGCGGUGAACUGUCGUUCACUCUGUAAGGCAGAGAGAUGCCGACUGGGCUGAAGUGACUCACCUGGUCACACAGCUGCCAGUGUCUGAGUCGAAAUUUGAACUCGGGUCUUCCUGCCUUCGGGUCCAGCAGCUCUCUACUUGUGGGCACCCCCAGCCACCUCUAAUGGUAAUGGUUAAUUUAAAGAAAGACUCCAUCCCUGUGAGGUCGGUCAGUCGGCAAGUAUUGUGUGCUUAGUUGUGUUCCUAUGGCUGGGCUGCCCCCUGGGGAUCCAAGUAAAGGGAGGAGCAGCCCCCCACCCCAAGGGGCUCCCCUUCUAAUAGGGCAGAGCUUCAUAGCUGGGGAGUCCCUGAAAGGCCCGGAGAAGGCAGCGUGUGAGCCCAGCCAAGUAACAAGUGCGAGGGGCAAAAUAUCCAGGGCUGGCCUGGAAAGGAGUGAGGGACAGCUCAUUUUACAGAUGAGGAAACUGAGGCAGACAGGUUUUGUGACUUGCCCAGAGUUGCUGCUAUGGCCCCCUCAGCUGCCUCCAGGCCUGGAAAGGAGAGGUGGAGCAGCAUGUUCCAGUCCUGCAGUGCAAGGAGGAGAACUUUAAGUACCGAAUAGAGAAGUUUCUGUUUGAAAGUAGUAAGGAGCCCCGAGGCCGCCUGGAGCAGGACAGUGCCAUGGUCAGCGCCUGGCAGCUGAGUGGAGCGGGUGGUUGGAAGAAGCUCGAGGCAGGGAGACCAUCGGAAGGUCAUCGCUGUCAUUGAGGUGGGGAGGGGACCUUUACAGGAGACUCCAUGAAGGCAGAGGGUACUAGUUCUGACAGUUAUAGGGAAGGAUUUGGAGGAAAGAUAGCCAGUUUAGACUUGUUGAGUCGAGACCCAGGGGGACAUCCAGGUCAAAAUGUCCGGUAGCUGGUUCAUGAUGGAGUGCUAGAGAGUCUAGGACUAUUUGUAUCUACUGAUCUGGGAAUCAUCUGCAAAUGGAAAUGGUCAUGAAACCCACAGGAGCUGAGAAAGAACAUUCAGUGGGACCAGGACAGAGCUCUGGGGGGUCUGUCACAGUGGCAGUGAUAUGGGGAAGGAGCUGGCCCAAAAGGACAGACCCAGUGGCAUUGAAUUGUAGUCCAGAGUGACAGGGCCAAAAGAAUAGCGGUCAGUUGUUAGAGACCAGUCCAGCAGGCAGAGCUCUGCAUCCAGCCGUCUCUUUUGUGUGUCCUAGAAACUUAAAAGUGUGACACCUCCUUCUGUUCUGUAGAGCAGUAGUCACCCCAGACUGAAAAGAAGUCCAGAAUGGGGCACAAAGGAAAUCGUGGACCAUCUUGCAGAAUUUGGAUAAGGGGAACUUCAUGUUCACAGAAGGCCAGAUGGGCCCCAUGUCCAGUCUUUAAAUUGGAAGGAGGUGGUGUUAGGUCACAUGAAAGGAAAUACGACUUUCUGUAGCAGGCAGAAAGAUCUGUGAGCAUAAUUAGUAUGCAGAGUGAAGUGAUCCUAAUGUCCCACAGCUAUAUAAAAUGCUAUUUUUUCUUAAAAAUUAAAAUGCCCAGCAACAUGCAUAAUUGCAAAUAGUUUUUAGAAAAGAGCUCCAUUUUCCUGAGUAGAACUAAUUAGAUAUCAUACUAGGUACCUUUUUGUCUCCAGCAAUAGCAAUUGGAACAUUUAAUUGAGAUUUUCUCCUUACCUUCAACAAACAAAUAUUAACUAAGGGGCAACACGGUGUUUUAAGUUUAAAUCCUAGCUCAAGAUAGUUACUCAGAUCACUUGACCUCUAUCUACCUCAGCUGCCUCAUCUGUAAAAUGGAGGAUGUUUGACUUAAUGGCCUCUAAUGUCUCGUCCAGCUUUAACCCCGUCACCUAAAUUGCAUCCUUUGUUUGGGUGAGAGUAAAAAUAUCUGAACCUCUGUCCUCUAGGAGCUUACCUUUUAUUAGGGGGAGAGGAAGAAGAGGAUGAAUGAUGUUUGGAUAUAGAUUAUGGCUCUUUAUGUCCCACCUUAAGAUUUGCAUGGCACUUUUCAGAUGGCGGCUUCAAGGGAACUUGGGACCCCUGGCGAUUCGGCAGCGGGAAAUGGGCACCGGAGUCACCUGGGCAUCCCUGAAGCAGUGUUUGUGGAAGAUGUUGAUGCAUUUAUGAAACAGCCUGGAAACGAGUCUGUGGAUAUUGUGCUCAAGAAAUUGGAUGAGCAGUAUCAGAAAUAUAAGUUUAUGGAACUUAACCUUGCCCAGAAGAAAAGGAGGCUAAAAAGCCAGAUCCCUGAAAUCCGACAGACAUUGCACAUUUUAAAAUACAUGCAAAGAAAGAAAGACUCUCCUAAGCCGCUGGAGACCAGGUUCUUGUUGGCUGACAACCUGUACUGCAAAGCCUCUGUUCCUCCCAUGGAUAAAGUCUGUCUGUGGUUGGGCGCCAACGUGAUGCUCGAGUACGAUAUCGAUGAAGCGCGCCUGCUCCUGGAGAAGAACCACUCGGUGGCCACCAGCAACCUCGAGUCCCUCGAGGAAGACCUGGACUUUCUGCGAGAUCAGUUCACCACCACAGAAGUCAAUAUGGCCCGAGUAUACAACUGGGAUGUGAAGAGAAGAAACAGGGAGGAGCCCCCCAAAGCCGUCGUGGCUUAGCGAACCCACCCUUUGUGCUGGAGCUCAGCCUUCCCAAUGGGCUUGACCUUUGGAGUAAUGAAUUUUAACUUGAGAGUAAUUGCUUUUUAAGCAAAAAGGACAUUAACAUUGAAGGCAAUGAUGAGCACACAUAUUAUUUAUGAAGAUAAAAUUUAGUCUCAUAUGUCAUGAAAUUUGAUCAACCAAGGACAUGCAGGAUUUGGACUUGAUUAUCUCCAUGCUUCCAAUAGUGACAUUCCAGAUCUUUGACCAGAUUAAAGCUGAAAUUUGCCUUCAGCCAAGCUGCAUGGGUGAAAAACUAGCUCCUGCAUACUCAAGGAGACCUUUUUCUUCUGUAUUGUUUACCUUUGACAUUUAGAGAAAGGGAAAAAUGUACAAUUCCCAUUUUACAAAUAUUGUUUUGUUGUUCUUUGUUAAACAAGUCUAUUGUAAGUUUGGUGAUUCACAAGUUAAUUUUUUUUCCUUUCAUGUAAAUUUAGUUAAUUACUAGUCAAUCUUCUGAAUGUUUUGCACUUUUUUGUGAAAUGACUUAUCUGUCUUUAUAGCUAAGAAGUGGAAUAUAAUUGAACAGCAACAAGGCUUGUCGAGACUGCACAUUCUUUACCCAACUUGUUUCCAGAGUUUCUCGUUAAUUAAAAAGAAAAUUGAGUGGCUAUUGCUCCCAUCUAGUAAUUAAGGAACACAUUGAAAAAUCUCUUGGCUUAAGCUAGGGUGAAUAACCUAACAGUUCACAAGAACAUCUUAAGAGGGGAAACUCAUUUUGAUGCUAAUUUCUUUGAAAGGAAGGAUGUGUAGAUGUCCUGAAUUAAAACAGCUGUAAUAAAAAAAUAGUUUGUGCCUCUGCUGCUGAGUGAUGCAGAGUUGCUAGAAAUAGAAAUGUAUUCUUUUGCUUUCAAGUAGUAAAUGAUGAAUUUGUAAAACUUGUAUGCUUUUAUUUCAUAAUAUUAAAACAGUGAAAUUAAACUUGUGGCAA